This is a messenger RNA of Sander lucioperca (pikeperch), 1232 nucleotides long. Its product is annotated as tumor necrosis factor ligand superfamily member 14-like. NCBI's taxonomy places the organism in Eukaryota, Metazoa, Chordata, Actinopteri, Perciformes, Percidae. The record is from RefSeq and is a predicted model, not a curated record. Gene Ontology annotation, molecular function: tumor necrosis factor receptor binding. Gene Ontology annotation, biological process: immune response. The transcript has 7 exons. Gene Ontology annotation, cellular component: membrane. Bases 407 to 1222 code for a protein of 271 amino acids.
UGUCAACUUCAUUUCCUCCUUACAUGAGCUUGCUUGUAAAGCAAUAUUAGGGAUAGUUGACAGCAGGCGAGCAAACGCAAGUGGUGAAGGAGCACAUAGAUCUAUACUUGUGGUGUUUUUUUUUUUCUUCUUCUCAGAAAGUGAGACAUUUAGAGAAGUCAUGAUACACAGUGACAUAUCUGAAAUUGAUUUUAUUGUUAUUUCAGUUUAAUUGUUUAAGAACAUUUUUGGUAAUAUCCCUAAGGAGUUUCAGAGGAGCGUGUGAAAAUUGACCUGUGCGGCUGGAUGGUUGGCUGAGCUGUGGGGAAACAUCUGGUGCACAUUUAAAUCGAAGUAUCCCUUCCUCGCCACCUCAGGCCAUUUUACCAUUAAUCCUAACAUCCCAGUUGGAGUGUGAUCUGGUGGGAUGGCAGAGGGCGGUGUGGGUACAUGCCCCCAGGUGUUUGUGGUGGACAGCCAAGCCAACUACGUCUCUGUGCACAGUGGGAAGAAACCAAGAUGGGCGAGAGUUGGCCAAAGGUUUCUUCUUCUGAUGGUGGGACUUGCCCUGUUUGGACUUGUUAUCGAGGGAUGUUUUAUCUACAGUCUAUACAAAAAAACGCAGGAAUUUUCCCUCUGUAAGUCUCAUCCUCUCUGCCAGAACAUGUCCAAUUCCCAAACAUCUGGUCAGCAGGGUGGCACCAUAAUGAGUCAAGUUGGACCUAAUGAGUCCAAUGAGAUUCCCACAGUGCGACCACAUCUGGAACAGGUCCAACAGAGACCCUUUGCUCAACUGAUAGGCUCCAACAAUCCUAAAGGGCCGAACAAUGUGGUACAGUGGGAACAUAAAAAUGGCGAAACCAUCACCUACAAAAUGGGUUACGAAAAUGGCCGGUUGUUGGUUGAGAAGGAUGGUUACUACUACCUCUACUCCAAAGUGACAUUAGAUGCCGCAGAAGAGUGUUUGCUUAUCCAGCACAUGGUCAUGAAAGACACCACUGCCUAUGAUGAAUCUAUAGAACUUAUGAAAUCAAAAAGUUUCCGCUGCCGGACCCAGAAACCUUCGACUGCAAAGGCUUCAGGUGGGGAAGAUCUGUGGAACAGUUUCCUGGCUGGGAUCUUCCACCUGCGGAGCGGAGAUAAAAUUUUUGUCACAUUGAAGAAUAUAGAUAAGAUUCGUCAAGGACCUGCUGAAAACCUCAUGGGAGCCUUUAUGAUAUUUCCAGGCAAUAUGCAGCAAUAAUACCUUUGUA